UGAAUGACUGUAUAAUAGAGAGGGCACAAAUGUCAGUUCAUAAAAUCUUCGUCCUUAAAAUCCCCAAUUAGCCCCAAAUUUUCAUCUCUGCAUACGGCCACGUUCGAUCAAUCGCCGAAGAACCUCAGAUCCCUUUUCUCUUCAACUGUUUAGAGGUUUAAGAUGACAACAGCAAAGAUCAUUGGAGCUCUUGCAGGAUCCUUUGUAAUCGCAUAUGUUUGUGAUACAACAAUUUCUGAUAAAAAGAUCUUUGGAGGUUCCACUCCGAGCACUAUCACUCAAAAAGAAUGGUGGGAAGAAACCGAUAAAAAAUUUCAGGCUUGGCCUCGAACUGCUGGACCUCCAGUCAUCAUGAAUCCUAUUAGUCGACAGAACUUCAUUGUUAAAUCAUCUGAUGCUUAAGGUGUGAGGGGGUUCUUUUUCUCUGGGGAUGUUGCUUUGAUAACUUUCAAGUUUCGAUCAGAAGAAACAUAGUUUUUAUUACUUAUGUUUGUUUAGUGGGAUUACACUGUAAUAAUAUGCAAGUUUUUAUUACUUAUGUUUGUUUAGUGGGAUUACACUGUAAUAAUAUGCAGACAUUUUAGUUUUUACAUGCAACUAUUGCUACAAUGAAAAUUUUAUUUUGUUAAGUACCGCACACAUGAAUUUUUCGUGCCA
Molecule: messenger RNA, 657 nt
Organism: Asparagus officinalis (garden asparagus)
Lineage: Eukaryota; Viridiplantae; Streptophyta; Magnoliopsida; Asparagales; Asparagaceae
Exons: 4
Coding region: 163-402 (79 amino acids)
Source: RefSeq, a predicted model, not a curated record